Mya arenaria is the source of this 552-nucleotide messenger RNA. Its product is annotated as NADH dehydrogenase [ubiquinone] 1 alpha subcomplex subunit 7-like. The coding region runs from base 53 to 361 and encodes 102 amino acids. The transcript has 4 exons. Gene Ontology annotation, cellular component: mitochondrial inner membrane. The record is from RefSeq and is a predicted model, not a curated record. Gene Ontology annotation, biological process: mitochondrial electron transport, NADH to ubiquinone; ATP synthesis coupled electron transport. NCBI's taxonomy places the organism in Eukaryota, Metazoa, Mollusca, Bivalvia, Myida, Myidae.
UUCAUAUCUUAGUUAUUCAGACGCUCAUAAAAAGAAUAGUAUCUAAAACAAAAUGGCUGGAGAAUACACUCCAAUUAUUCGAUAUGUAUUUAAUCUUCUUGGACGGAGGAACGUAAAAGAUGCUCUAAGAAUGCCUGGUGAUUUAUCUGCAAGAACACAACCUCCCCCAGUGCUGCCAGAAGGGCCAUCGCAUAAACUGGCGGCCAACUAUUAUUGCACGAGAGAUGGGAGAAGAAUGGCAGCUCCUCCAACAACUGUAUAUUCUGGCUCACAAAAACUCAUAACUUCUGGUUCACAAGUUACACAGAAGACCCCUGUUGCUGCACCUAAAAUGCCUGGGAAUGUUGAAAUGUUUGAAUAAUUUCUAAAGGACAGGAAGCUUGUUUUAGACUAUUAAAUUAAGUGUUUUCUUUUGCUUAAUCAGACAUUUAGAGAUAAUGGGUAGUUGCCAAUUGCAAAGACUUACAAUUUCUGUCGGAUAUACUUACCAUUCUUCUUUGCAUGAAAAUUAGUGUAAUUUAUGUUUGUUUUACAAAUAAAUAUUGAAACCUC